CCGCCGCCGAGCACUAUGGGAGACGCCGGGAGCGAGCGCAGCAAAGCGCCCAGCCUACCGCCUCGCUGUCCCUGCGGCUUCUGGGGGUCCAGCAAGACUAUGAAUCUCUGUUCCAAAUGCUUUGCUGAUUUUCAAAAGAAACAACCAGAUGAUGAUUCUGCUCCAAGUACAAGUAACAGCCAAUCAGAUUUGUUUUCUGAAGAGACCACCAGUGACAACAACAAUACCUCUAUAACCACGCCAACUCUUAGUCCCAGCCAGCAGCCGCUUCCGACAGAACUGAAUGUAACUUCACCAAGUAAAGAAGAGUGUGGGCCAUGCACAGACACAGCUCAUGUCUCGUUAAUCACACCAACCAAAAGAUCCUGUGGUACAGAUUCACAUUCUGAAAAUGAGGCUUCACCAGUGAAACGACCACGACUACUGGAGAAUACAGAACGGUCCGAGGAAACCAGUCGAUCUAAACAGAAGAGUCGGCGUCGGUGUUUCCAGUGCCAAACCAAACUGGAGCUGGUGCAGCAGGAAUUGGGAUCAUGUCGCUGUGGUUACGUGUUCUGUAUGUUACAUCGCCUCCCUGAGCAGCACGACUGUACCUUUGACCACAUGGGCCGCGGCCGAGAGGAAGCCAUCAUGAAAAUGGUGAAACUGGACCGGAAAGUAGGGCGCUCCUGCCAGCGCAUUGGGGAGGGGUGCUCCUGAAGGCCAGGCGCGGCCGCCACAUGACGCUGUUCUUAGUUCACUAAUGUUAGCCUUAUUUAGGACAAAGUCAGCCAGACACCUUGUACUGGGCACGUGUCAGACGCCAGCCAGUCUGUUUCCUUUCUUUAGCCAGCCAUCCUGGUACUGUAGUUUAGGGGUUGAUGGUGGUUGAAAAAUUGAUUUCUGGCUGGUUACUAAGGUGCCUGCUAGCCAUUGUAUAAAAUUAAAACAUGAAGAAUAUUUU
This is a messenger RNA of Elephantulus edwardii (Cape elephant shrew), 943 nucleotides long. RefSeq names its product zinc finger, AN1-type domain 3 (gene ZFAND3). NCBI's taxonomy places the organism in Eukaryota, Metazoa, Chordata, Mammalia, Macroscelidea, Macroscelididae. Bases 16 to 699 code for a protein of 227 amino acids. The transcript is spliced from 6 exons. Gene Ontology annotation, molecular function: DNA binding; zinc ion binding. The record is from RefSeq and is a predicted model, not a curated record.